CAUUGUUAUUUUUUAGCGGCUAUUACACAUUGGCCGAUUGUUGGCUACCAUAAUAGCUUGCUAAUCAACUUUAACUGUGUGUAUCAACGAGCAAAUGUGGUUGAUAGUUAAUUAGAAACUAUACAAAGUGAAGAAAAUGAACAGUCGACUGCAAGAGAUUCGCGAGAAACAAAAACGUAGACGCGAGCUUUUAGCUCAACAGUUGGGAGCUGAAAGUGCAGACAGCAUCGGAGCUGUCCUAAACAGCAAAGAUGAACUAAAAGAAAUCGAGGAGACAAGAGAGACAUGCAGGGCUUCAUUUGACAGUUUAGCCGUACCUUCCAAAAGGAAGGCCCUGACGGAGGGAGAGGACACAGAGGAAGAUGUUGAAGAACCAAAGGAUGAGCCGGAGGUGCAGCAGCCGGAUGAAAACAACCCGUAUGAAGAAGUGUACAAGGACUCCAGUACUUUCCUCAAGGGUACUCAGAGUUUGAACCCACACAAUGACUACUGUCAGCACUUUGUGGACACAGGGCACCGGCCCCAAAACUUCAUUCGAGAUGUUGGCCUGGCUGACCGGUUUGAAGAAUACCCAAAGCUUCGGGAGCUGAUCAGACUGAAGGACGAACUCAUCUCAACCACCAACACUCCUCCCAUGUACCUCCAGGCUGAACCGGAGAACUUUGACCUGCAGGAUUUGAAGUGCAAGUUUGAUGUGAUUCUGGUUGAGCCCCCCCUAGAGGAAUACUACAGAGAAUCAGGCACCAGCCACACUGAACAGUUCUGGAACUGGGAUGAUAUCAUGAAACUGGAAAUUGAGGAGAUAUCAGAUCUUCGUUCCUUUGUCUUUCUCUGGUGUGGCUCUGGUGAAGGCCUGGACAUGGGCAGAAUGUGUUUGAGGAAGUGGGGCUUUAGGCGGUGUGAGGACAUCUGUUGGAUCAAGACCAAUAAGAACAACCCAGGCAAAACCAAGGCGCUGGACCCGAAGGCAGUAUUCCAGAGGACCAAGGAACACUGCCUGAUGGGAAUCAAAGGAACAGUGCGCAGGAGCACUGACGGUGACUUCAUCCAUGCGAAUGUGGACAUUGACUUGAUCAUCACUGAGGAGCCUGAGAUGGGAAAUGUUGAGAAGCCUGUGGAGAUCUUCCAUAUCAUUGAGCAUUUCUGUUUGGGCCGCAGAAGGUUGCACCUGUUUGGACGAGACUCAACCAUCAGGCCAGGCUGGCUGACUGUAGGUCCUACUUUGACAAACAGUAACUUUAACCCAGAGACCUACGCCUCACAUUUCGUCAAUGACAACCUAUCUGGCUGCACUGAGGAAAUAGAGAGGCUGCGACCUAAAUCUCCCCCUUCUAAGAUGAAGUCGGACCGUGGGGGCGGAGCAGCUAGAGGGGGACGUGGUGGGCCAAAUUCAGGAAGAGGCGGAGACAGGGGCCGUGAAAGAAACCGGCCAAAUUUCCGAGGAGACAGGGGAGGGUUCAGGGGUCGGGGAGGGCCACAUAGGGGCUUUCCUCCUCGCUAGAGCAAAGAAUUAACCAGACUUAUGGUGGGAAUCCCUAUGUGCAUAGAGUCCUGACCAUUUUUUAUUGGCCAACACUGACGAUGACCACAUUGAUGAUUGAUGAUCACACUGGUUCCCUCAAUAUAAAGCAAAGAGGGAUUUUUUUCAUUGGAUUUUGGCAAGAUAAUCUUCACAAAUCAAGACCACCUUUAAAACAUUAACAUUUGUAAAACAGGCUAUGUGAAGUUUGUUAUGGUUGGAAUGUGACAGCAGAGAAGUUGGCAAAUCUAAUCAAUGUUUUUUUAAUCUUUUUGUGUUGUUUAUAUUUUUUUCAUGCAAAAACUUAAGAUAAAAUGUGUGUUGCCU
This is a messenger RNA of Trematomus bernacchii (emerald rockcod), 1846 nucleotides long. RefSeq names its product methyltransferase like 14 (gene mettl14). The coding region runs from base 137 to 1501 and encodes 454 amino acids. NCBI's taxonomy places the organism in Eukaryota, Metazoa, Chordata, Actinopteri, Perciformes, Nototheniidae. The transcript has 11 exons. The record is from RefSeq and is a predicted model, not a curated record. Gene Ontology annotation, molecular function: mRNA binding. Gene Ontology annotation, cellular component: nucleus; RNA N6-methyladenosine methyltransferase complex.